This is a messenger RNA of Pimephales promelas (fathead minnow), 1839 nucleotides long. It is a transcript of the gene slc35d4, whose product is annotated as solute carrier family 35 member D4. Lineage: Eukaryota; Metazoa; Chordata; Actinopteri; Cypriniformes; Leuciscidae. The record is from RefSeq and is a predicted model, not a curated record.
UGUUUCUCAAAAGCAGAUUUCGUUCAGGCUUUUAUUGGUUAAAGAUGUGCUGCGUGUCACAGUGGGCGUGGCAGCAGAAGAGAGGAAGUGCAGAUGAGAUGUCAGAACAUUGAAAAAGAAGAAGAGUAUCAAAGGAACUGUGCACGAAACCAAAGUUACUGAUGCAUUCAAUCCAAUGAACGUUGCUCGAGGAAUUCUCGUUCUUAUAUUCUGCACACUUUUCAUAGCAUCUUAUUUCACAAAUAAGUAUGUCCUGUCUAUCUUAAAGUUUACAUUUCCAACAAUUUUUCAGGGGUGGCAGACCUCCACUGGGGCUCUACUGCUACUGGUUACAUGGAAACUUGGUUUGGUUGAAAUCAAUGGAUUCUCCAGAUCUGCAGCAUUUUCCCAGCUUCCUGGAUCCUUUUUAUUUAUCGGAAACAUUUAUGCAGGGUCCAAAGCACUGUCGCUUUUACCCAUUCCUUUUUUCUUUGUGUUACAAAAUGUCUCCGAAGUCUUUGCUUUUCUCAUGGUAGCAGUAACUCACAGAGAGAAAUCAUCAUGGAUGAAAUUAAUAAGUGUGUGUAUGCUGCUGGGAUCUGCCGCCAGCCUUAUUCUGUACAAUCCUCGGUUUGGUCCCAGUGGCUACACAUGGGCGUCCGUCCAUCUGUUCUGUGUUGGUGCAUAUAAAGUAUUCCAGAAAAACACAAAGACGAGCCAUCUGAGUGAUCUUGAAGAGCAGUUCAUCAACUAUGUGACCAGUGCAUUGUUACUUGCCUCACUUGCAUACUCAACAGGUGACUUGACCGGGGCCUUAGAUUUCACUCUCCUGACCUCAUACAGGUUCCACACUGGCUGCUUGGGCAGCGCUAUAUUGAGCUUUUGUCUGAUGUUGGCAACUGUAAAACUGAAGAACAGUCUGUCUCAGGAGCACUGUGGAGUCUGCUGCGUCCUGGCCAAGGUACUGGCCUCGGGUCUUUCCCUUUACACAUUCAACCCUGUGCUCAGUCCGGUGACACUGUGCUGCGUCAUCCUAAACUACACCGGAGAGGCCUUGUUCAUGUAUGCUGAUAGAUUUCAUUAAGUUUGGUGAAGAAUAUGGACCGUGCCUUUGAAGAUUCUCCAAAUCCGUCACUCCAAGACUUUAUUAAUUGACCAAAGCCAGUUGCCUCAAUGAGAUUAUUUCACUAUAAGCCUUGCAAAACCCAAAACUCUUUUUACUGUAAUAUUCUGUUUGCGUCUUAUUUUUUUUCUUCUUAUUUUCAGUCUUGAGAGACAUGUUAAACCAAAUAUUGGAAAAAAAAAACUUGCUGUUGUUUACCAUAUAUUGUAAUUUCCUGCAUUUUAAUUCCAGUCGACUGAUUCCGACUCGAAGUUUUGCACCAUUGACCAUUUUUCCAGUUGUAUUAUUUCAGAAGCAGCGUUUGCUGUUUGUGUUCGACCUUUGCACAUCAUUGUCCUUCAGUGUUUACCUUUAAGAGUCCUGGAUCACAUCCUGAAUACUGUCCCACCUUAGAUCAGUACUCUUUAUGAGAAUUAAACAAGAUAAAAUUAGAAAACAUCAAUGCAUAAGCUUUCUGUUUCUCAGUGGUUUUAAAAAAGAUGUUUUACAAUUAUCCAUAAUUAUAGCAGGUUGAUCGACGGUUAUAUUUAUUAUAUAAUAUUAUAUUAUCUGGGGGUUUCAAAUAAUAACUCAGAAAUAAAUAACGAAACUAAAAUGAGUCCUGCAAAACGUACUGUUAUUAUUAUGUUUGAAAGGCAUUUACUGUAUUUCAGAGCCACUUUGCAUAAUAUUGUAUUUCUAAAGCUGACCAUGUAUUCUAUUAUAAAAUAAUUCCGUUUUCUUAGUAUUGUAAAUCA